Messenger RNA from Triplophysa dalaica, 2616 nucleotides. It is a transcript of the gene tafa4b, whose product is annotated as TAFA chemokine like family member 4b. Bases 569 to 976 code for a protein of 135 amino acids. The record is from RefSeq and is a predicted model, not a curated record. The transcript has 6 exons. NCBI's taxonomy places the organism in Eukaryota, Metazoa, Chordata, Actinopteri, Cypriniformes, Nemacheilidae. Gene Ontology annotation, molecular function: receptor ligand activity.
AGUGUGCGACGCGCGGUUAUCAUCGCCGACUUCCCCAUCACUCACAGUCCCAGCGGUUCCGGGACGCGUGUGACGCGCAGCUCGCCUCGCGGGGACACAGCUGUUAAUAACCUGACAAGCAUGUCUGGAGCCUUAUAAGGUCAUUAGUCUACUAACCUCCAUAUGGAUUUACGCGAGAUUCAAACGAUGCGUUUCGUUUACCUUCUUUCCCUCUCAUUUAUCCUGCCGUUGAUGGGUUGCGCACAGAUGCGCAAAAUAAUGGGCAAAUUCGGUUUAUGAACUCUCCAUCUCCGUUUCGCUCUCGCCCACUCAGGGUCCGUGUGAUGGACAGGCGGCUAGUGAGCUCGACCUGCAGUUUGAAGUCGAGCUUCGCUGGAGUGAGCAGAAAGUAAUCUCUUUUAAAGCAUUCGUCUGGACUUCUGUCACACUUUGAAGAAGAAUGCACUCGCUUUCAUAAACGCAGAUUCUGAACAGUUUUUGAAGAAGCGAGUGAGGAGGAUAAGGGAGGGGACAUGGCCGUCUCACAGGGAAGAGAGUGAUCUGAAAGGCCAGAACACUGGACGGAAAGAUGAAGCUUUGGGGCCGGUCAUUGUGGCUUUCGAAGCUCAUAGUCUUGCUCACCUUGGUAAUAUGGUCUUGCCAUCCAGUUUCUGCGGGUACGAGGACCCUGCGGGGACAUACAGCUUCGUACCAAGUGAAGCAGGGAACCUGUGAGGUGGUGGCCAUCCACAGAUGCUGCAAUAAGAACAAAAUUGAGGAACGUUCACAAACGGUCAAAUGCUCCUGUUUUCCUGGGCAGGUAGCUGGGACAACUCGUACACAGCCAUCCUGCGUGGAGGCUUCCAUUGUACUGCAGAAGUGGUGGUGCCAAAUGCACCCGUGUUUGGACGGCGAGGAGUGUAAAGUUCUUCCGGAUCUCACCGGCUGGUCCUGCAGCACUGGCAACAAAGUCAAAACCACCAAGGUCACACGAUAGCAAGAACAUCACUACCCUGCCAAGAGGAGUCUGAAUUUUCGCUAACCCCCUGAUGAAAAAGGAGACCCUCUUGUUUAAGACACUGAUAUCACAGAGGAUUCUGUCAAUGUGAUAGAUGGACAUUCUUAUCGUAAACUAUAGAUGACUGCAUUGCUUUGUCAGAAGAUGAGGAUGGACAAGGAUCUCUUUAUAUACCUGUGGUGCUAUGCUCGGCGCACUGCAGAUGCUAGACACCACAGGUGCUCAUGGGAAAGACUGCAUCAGUCAGCUGAAAGGAGCUUUUUGGAUUUCCACUGGCUGCGGCUGCUCUCUUGUGUGUAUGCGCGUGUGCUUGUGAAUAGGAGAGAGGUAAUCAUAACAGGCUGGGCUUGAAGGACAAACUUUCCUUGGACGUUUCAGACUUGGCUCGGAGCAUUUAUAGAUGUAUGUUAAUAGAACAUGCGUGUUAGUUUGUAAAGAUGCUGACGCAGCAGCGUAACUCCAUUUAUCCGCUUGCCAACACAGUAAACUUUUUAUUUAUGUGUAAGGAAUGGGAUUGCUCUUAAUGUCUGGUCUUCAAUUUAUUGACAAUUUGCUCUUCUGGGUCACGCCAUAACUAUAAAAUUAUUUCAUUUUGCAGUGCUAAUUAGAGUUUCUGAAUAGAAUCAUAACAACAAAUUAAAAUUUCAUGUAGAGUUAUUUUGCACUAGGUAACAUGGAGCUGUUUUGAGUUUUCUAGUUGACAUUAAAGAGAGGAACAUUAACAAAGUUUUCUUCCACAAAUACAAAAGUAGAAACGCAGUUUGUAAGUGAUGUAGUCAGCAGUAAAAAUGCUUUUUGAAUACAGCACUACCUUGCUGUCUAUUUUAUAUAAUGUGAGCAAUAUGAAUGCAACCCUCCUUCAAAACAAACGGUCAAAAACAUUGUUAAUAGAUCAACAACUUAAAGGUGCACUUAUAAUUUUUUCAACACCGUAAUAAGGUUUUCCACCUAAAUAAAUACAUUUGGUACUUUUGGUAAAUACUGUAUGUUAAAAUAAUGCACACUCUAGGGCCCUACCAGAGCCAUUGAGAAAGAGUUGCGUCAACUCUGUUAACUCCAAUGGAACAGUUUUUUUCACAGAAAUAGCGGAACAUGGAGCCUCUCAAUAGUUCCCGGAAGUUACUAGAAACUUGGAAUUUGGUUUCAUCAUAUAUUCAUCUCACAUAUAGUAUGUCGUGAUUUUGGCACAUUCAUAUUUAAUUUAUGUGUAAAAUUAAACUGUGCUGGUUAAGAUGACUCGCAGAACACGGAUUUGUUUUCUUUGAAUAACAGUAACGGGGGAUGUCUCGGGGAGCUAAUCAGAAUCAAGCAUUCCAGAGCGCUGUGUAAAAUUAACUGUAUACUACAGUUUUUUUGUCAAUUGACUGUAGUUAAUCCUACAGAAUACUAAUGUAACGUAUAAUUAUUACAAUAUACUGUAGUAUUUUUCUUCAUGAUCGGGUCAAGUUAACCAGACUUUUAUUUUGGCUGGUCAUCAUUUUGUGAUGCUGGAUCAUGCUGAGGUGUCAGUUCAAUGCCAUUGUCUCAUCUACCAGCAACACAUAACCAAAAAUGUAUUGAGUGCACCUUUAAACAAGAAGGCCUAUCUGUGUUUUUUUUUAACUUUGCUGCCUGGUUAU